Molecule: messenger RNA, 897 nt
Organism: Ornithodoros turicata
Lineage: Eukaryota; Metazoa; Arthropoda; Arachnida; Ixodida; Argasidae
Product: guided entry of tail-anchored proteins factor 1-like
Exons: 5
Coding region: 216-782 (188 amino acids)
Biological process (GO): tail-anchored membrane protein insertion into ER membrane
Cellular component (GO): GET complex
Molecular function (GO): protein-membrane adaptor activity
Source: RefSeq, a predicted model, not a curated record
ACUCACCUGCAGCCCUCGCGGAACGCCAACUCGCUGAGCGGAAGUUUGGCGUUUAGUUCACGUUUCAUUUAGCGUCGCCGCAUUGCAAACUGAGCUGCUCCUUUUGCUUCUGUAAUUUCAUUGACGUUUCACAGAGCGUUCACGCGCUACAUAUUGCAUUAGCGCAUUUACUGUAGCAGUUCUGGAACGGCACCGGUGCACAUAAUGAAGGGCGUAUGCUUACAAUGCAUCAACAGCGGAUACAUCACUUUCUCAGAUCAUACAGCGCUUUGCAGACAGUCUACUCUUCGCACGCCGUGUUUGGAUCACCAACACUUCUCAACAGGGAUUCCUUCAUGUUUGGUCGCCUAUCCCAUUAUCUGGUUUUGCAGAUCAUAUCUCAAGAAUCUGAAAUGGAGUCAAACUUGCGAAGACAGGUCUGUGACUUGAAGGCAGAACUGGGUGGAAUAAGCAUUGUGGAUGAAUUUGCCAAAUAUGCCAAAAUUCAGCGCAAAAUAAAUAAGAUGUCAGAAGAAAUUACUCAUCAAGCACAACUCAAAACAACUUACACAUUCAAGGUCCGACUGGCAGCCACAGCAGCUCUCUAUGCUCUCGUUGCCAUGACAGUGGUGUACCUCCUCUGGAAUUACCGGAGUCAACCAAUCGUGGUCCUUCCUGAAGGCUGGCUCUCACCAUUGUCGUCCUGGCUUGCCCCUUCAGCAGAUUAUCCAGGGGGCAUUGGAUUGACACCAUGGCUGCUCAUCUCUGCUUCAGUAGGAAGACUCAUGGUGAAGAAUUUGUAGCUCAGCAUUGAAGAGAUGCUAGUUUGUACAUUCUUUCCCUGUGCAAUUUGUGUACAAUUUUGUAAUGCAAGAUAUGUCUAUUGCACGUGUGCCACAAAUAUAACUAUGUCUCCGA